CCAAACGGGGGGGAAUAACGGACGUAAACAUUAAAAAUGGCUGCCUCCUUGAACAACGUGGCUGUCGGGAAUGUCUACACAAGUGUAGGAUGUAAUCGAACUCCGCACGCUCUUGAUUGGGGAAAUAAUGAUUUGGUCUGUUUUGCUUCGUCUCGUGCCGUCACUGUCUAUGAUCCAAAGUUUGCUGAUAAUCAUGGCAAGAUUUUGCAUACUCUCUGUGAGCACCAGGACAGAGUUAAUUGUAUGCGGUGGAUUCAAGAUGGGCAACAAUCACAGGAAAAAGAAUUUGUAAGCGGAUCUGUAGACAAAACUGUUAUCGUUUGGGCUUGCAGCAAGACUUCUUCUGGCAUCAUUUGCUCAAAAGCGGCCACAUUAACAGGCUUGGAAACCAGUGUUAACUCAGUCGAUGGAUUCUAUUGGAAAUACAAAGAAAAUAUCGCCACUGUUGUUGUAGCAGUUGGAGGAGAUCAAAUUUGUGUGUGGUUACGAGAUAAUUUUAAUGGAGAAUGGAGGGUUUUGCAAAAGUUUUUGUCAAAACCAGUCUUGAUGUUUGACUGUGCAGUUAAUUUAUUACCUGGUUGCCAAGUCCCUCUCCUUGCAUGUGCUGGUGAUGAUGGAUCCAUUCAGUUAUUCAAUUUUGAAAUAUCAAAGGGAGAACUUUCUUGUGUAAGAACAAUGAAAGUUCCUGGUCAUGAGGACUGGAUUCGUGCCCUAGCCUUUACUGUAGAAGAUGGUGGUGAUUUGCUGCUAGCUUCUGCAGCUCAAGACACACUCAUUCGUGUUUGGAGGAUUUCUUCAGAAGUCAGCAAGGAUCAGCAGUCUCAGUCUGAUAACAGCAAGUUAGCCCUCCAAUCCAAUCAGGGAGACUUCUGUGUUAUUUUUGAAGAAGAGCACAAGUUUAAGUGUCAAUUGGAAACGGUUUUGCAAGGCCAUGAGAACUGGGUGUACGGCAUCCAUUGGCAAUCGCCCGUGCUAAAAGAUGGCAUCCGAAAAAAUCCCCUGCGGUUACUCUCCUGUUCCAUGGACAAAACCAUGACGAUCUGGGGAGUAGAUCCAUCCAGUGGCGUUUGGUAUGAUCAAGUCCGUGUGGGAGAAAUCGGUGGAAACACAUUGGGCCUUUAUGGCUGCCGAUUUGGGAAUCAGGGAACCUCCAUCCUGGCUCAUGGAUAUCAGGGCGCCCUUCAUCUGUGGCACGAUGUUGAGGGCCAAUGGCAUCCAGGUGUCGUGUGUAGCGGGCACUUUGAUUCCGUAGAAGACUUCAUAUGGGAUCCUAGUGGUGACUUUGCUCUUACUGCCAGUAUCGAUCAGACCACUAGACUCCAUGCACCUUGGAUUCAAGAGUCUAACCAAGAGGUUACGUGGCACGAAAUAAGUCGUCCUCAAAUUCAUGGUUAUGAUUUGUCCUGCAUUGCGUCUCUCGGACGCUUCCGGUUUGCUUCCGGAGCAGAAGAGAAAGUCAUCCGAGUUUUUGAAGCCCCUCACAAUUUUCUAGAGAACUUUUCCCGGAUCUGUCGUAUUGAUCUGCCAAUUCCAGAACUGCAGGGUGCUCCUCAGGGAGCUGCUGUUCCAGCCUUGGGUCUUUCCAAUAAACCCGUUUACCAAACAGCCGAGACCGAAGCUCCUAAAGCUCCACAUUCAAAAUCGGAUUUGUAUGCAGAAAACCACUUUACGGCAACUCAUCUCAUUGCUCCCCCAACUGAAGAGACUCUCCUUCAAAACACACUGUGGCCCGAGGUGCAGAAACUGUACGGGCACGGGUACGAGCUCUUCAGUCUGGCGGCUGAUCCUCAGUGCCAACUGUUGGUGUCGGCCUCGAAGGCCCAGAAGGCAGAACACGCAUCCAUCAUCAUUUGGGACACGAGCGAUUGGAGUCUGAUUGGAAAACUGGAAGCCCAUGCUCUGACGGUUUCCCAAAUGGCCUUUUCACCCGACGGCCUGAAACUCGUCUCAGUUUCGCGUGACCGGAAUUGGGCUGUUCACGAUAAAGUUCAAACCGAGGAAGGAAAAUUCACGUUGAAGACAGUGGCGAAGGGCAGCGGCGGAAGCCGGAUCUUGUGGUCCUGUCACUGGACGCAUGAUUCGCGUUACUUCUUGACCGGAUCACGCGACAAGCGUGUUAUCGUCUGGGAGCCUACCACCGUCGAUGAUGUAUCGUCAUACCGGAUAAGCGGGCAACCACUCGAGUGUGCCGAUUCCGUCACAGCUGUAGCGUGCAGUCCCAACAGAUUACCGAAUGGAUUUUAUCUGGUCGCCAUCGGUUUGGACAGCGGUCAGAUCCUGUUUUACACGUGGAAUCCUUUGCCUUCAGAUUCCGCCCCUCAGUGGAACAUUCUGGCCUCGCUCAAUCAAAGUCAAGCUCAUCAUAUGACGGUGAAGCGACUCAGAUUCCGACCAGACCACAAUACCGCCGACGGCCAGACUUUACAGCUGGCCUCGUGUGGCGCCGACAACACCUUCAAAAUUUUCAAUCUGGCGUUGGAGUAACAUGCAAGUUUAUCAUCUUUUGUACGUUAUCACUUCUCUUUUCUCUAAAAAUAUAUGCGCAUGCAAUGCACAGACUGAA
This is a messenger RNA of Daphnia pulicaria, 2563 nucleotides long. RefSeq names its product elongator complex protein 2-like (gene Elp2). Gene Ontology annotation, molecular function: protein binding. Gene Ontology annotation, biological process: tRNA wobble uridine modification. The transcript is spliced from 12 exons. Bases 37 to 2484 code for a protein of 815 amino acids. The record is from RefSeq and is a predicted model, not a curated record. Gene Ontology annotation, cellular component: elongator holoenzyme complex. Lineage: Eukaryota; Metazoa; Arthropoda; Branchiopoda; Diplostraca; Daphniidae.